This is a messenger RNA of Aphanomyces invadans, 1335 nucleotides long. RefSeq lists its product as hypothetical. Lineage: Eukaryota; Oomycota; Saprolegniomycetes; Saprolegniales; Verrucalvaceae. The transcript has a single exon. Bases 67 to 1077 code for a protein of 336 amino acids. The record is from RefSeq and is a predicted model, not a curated record.
CGGACUUCUCGGGGCUUCCACCGGCGGGGACAAGUGCAUGGAGUGCCAUAUUCCAACAUCGGCGGCAUGUCGUACUCGAUUCUGGCGUCUGUGCAGUGGUAUUUUCAAGGACGGUCGCGCUACGGCGUCCGUGGGUACGAGCAGAUGCUGGCCAAGCACUCGAAGCACCCCGCAGAGGAGAAAAACCUGUCGGAACACCACUUCGUCGUGACUGGGGCCAACAGCGGCAUUGGCAAGGCUGUCGCGGAGCAGCUCGCCGCCGCGGGCGCGCAUGUGCACAUGGUGUGCCGCAACCCAGACCGCGGCGAAGCUGCCAAGCAGGACGUGGUCAAGCUCGCGCGCGAUGCCAACUACGUGCACUUGCACAUUGCAGACUUGAGCAAGAUCUCAGAAGUGCACAGAUUCGCCGAUACGUUUGCCGCCGAAGUCGACGUCCUGCAUGGGCUUGUAAACAACGCAGGCAUGCUCAUGGACAAGCGCGUCAUCACAGAAGACAACAUUGAAAGCAGUCGCGCCGUGGCGCUGCUCGGCACGUACCUCUUGACGGCACGUCUGCUGCCGCUGCUUCGAAAGGCCCCGGAUGUCGGGCGCGUAGUCAACAUGUCUAGCGGAGGGCAGUACUUGGUGUCGCUCGAUCUGAACGACGUCCGCGGCGUGGGGCCCUCGUACUCUGGCAAAUUCGACGGGACAAUGGCGUACGCCCAGGCGAAAAAGUGCCAAGUUGCCUUGACCCGGCAGUUUGCCCGACGAUUUCCCCUGGCGACGACGAAUGUGGCAUUCCACGCUAUGAAUCCUGGCUGGGCCGUCACGAACGGCACGGAAAAAGCCCUGGAAGGUUUUACGAAGCGCCACCGCCACCUCAUGCGCGAUGCCCAGCAGGCGGCAGACACCGCGUCGUGGCUGUGUGCAUCCAGGAAUGGCGGCGAAGCGUCGGGAUUGUUUUACCUUGACCGCGAGCCAGUGGCGACAGAAAUGCCGCUCAGUGGGACGGGCUACUCGGACGCCGACCUCGAUCGGUUGUGGGCUGCCUGUGUCGACAUAUUUCAAUACGAGCCCAAGCUCGACGCCGAAGGAUGAAUCCAAGUAUCGAUAAUGCAUUGCACAGGCUUCGCUGGCUGUUGCUCCGGUCCCGCGGCGCGCGGUCGUGCACUGGGAGCUCAGCAAUGGCCUCGUGCCACAGACCGCCACCGAGCCAACCAUGCGACGCAGUGAAUUCGGUCGUCACGAUCGAACAUGUUGCAUUGGCACGAUCGGGAACAAACUGGUUUCUCUGCCUAGAGACCUCCCGCAUGAUUUUCAUGCACAAUCCGAUGUCCCUGCGGCGUGGCGAGUGUG